This is a messenger RNA of Akanthomyces muscarius, 624 nucleotides long. RefSeq lists its product as uncharacterized. Gene Ontology annotation, biological process: endocytosis; endosomal transport. The transcript has a single exon. The record is from RefSeq and is a predicted model, not a curated record. Gene Ontology annotation, molecular function: calcium ion binding; protein binding. NCBI's taxonomy places the organism in Eukaryota, Fungi, Ascomycota, Sordariomycetes, Hypocreales, Cordycipitaceae. Gene Ontology annotation, cellular component: intracellular membrane-bounded organelle; plasma membrane; cytoplasm. The coding region runs from base 1 to 624 and encodes 207 amino acids.
AUGCAGCUCAAUUCCAUGACCAAUGCCAUCAUGGCGAGCUCAUUGGCAUCGUCGCGGUUGACUCCUCACAACACUGGCUCUUCCCUGCCCCCACCCUUACCAAAGCGUCAGCGAUCACCACAUUUGCUUCAAACGCUACGUCAACCCCAGAGUGAGCCUGAGGAUGACCACGACCGACAACGGAAGAACCGUCGCCACAGACUGCGCGGGGCCAAGCACACGCACCACGAGGGUUCUCGUAGACGUUGGAGGGACCAAGUAACCGAGAGGGAGCGCAAGAGAUACGAGGCGCUGUGGGCUUCGAACCGCGGUUUGCUGCUAACUCAUGCGAGCCCUUCGGCCAGUGUCGGUAGUGGUCUCGGAACGGAGCUGUCAGAGUGCGUCGCCAAUGUUGUCGUGCGCGACAUCUGGAAGCGCUCCCGCCUACCGAGCGAGGAACUAGCAGAGGUGUGGGAGCUGGUGGACCGCGAGCACAAAGGCUAUCUCACACGACAGGAGUUUGUGGUGGGCAUGUUUCUGAUAGACCAGCGGCUACGAGGACGGAAGUUGCCGCCCAGGGUGUCGGACAGCAUAUGGGGAAGUGUGAAUGGCGUGACGGUAUUGAAGCCGCGACCGAAGCACUGA